AUGGGAGCUGUAUAUGAAACAGCGAAAAGUGGAGUAGGUGUGUUGGUGAUGAGGCCAGAACUGGUGAUGAAGUCUAUUGUGUCGGUGGUCAUGGCAGGAGUGUUGGGUAUUUACAGUUUGAUUAUUGCUAUUAUAAUUAGUACUAGGAUUAACCCUAAGGCUAAAUCUUAUUGCCUCUUUGAUGGCUAUGCCCAUCUUUCUUAUGGUCUCCCUUAUGGCUUCACUGGUGUCUCUACGAGUAUGGCGAUCGAAAUCGUUGGUGAUGCUGGUGUUAAGUGUAAUCAUUCUUUCCGAUCUCAGUCAUCUAUCUGA
Messenger RNA from Pistacia vera, 312 nucleotides. Its product is annotated as V-type proton ATPase 16 kDa proteolipid subunit-like. NCBI's taxonomy places the organism in Eukaryota, Viridiplantae, Streptophyta, Magnoliopsida, Sapindales, Anacardiaceae. Gene Ontology annotation, cellular component: proton-transporting V-type ATPase, V0 domain. Gene Ontology annotation, molecular function: proton-transporting ATPase activity, rotational mechanism. The record is from RefSeq and is a predicted model, not a curated record. Gene Ontology annotation, biological process: proton transmembrane transport. The transcript has a single exon. Bases 1 to 312 code for a protein of 103 amino acids.